Molecule: messenger RNA, 1161 nt
Organism: Neomonachus schauinslandi (Hawaiian monk seal)
Lineage: Eukaryota; Metazoa; Chordata; Mammalia; Carnivora; Phocidae
Gene: SGCA
Product: sarcoglycan alpha
Cellular component (GO): sarcoglycan complex; membrane
Molecular function (GO): calcium ion binding
Source: RefSeq, a predicted model, not a curated record
AUGGCUGAAGCUCUAAUCUGGAUUCUUCUUGUGGGUCUCUUGGCAGGGCUGGGGGACGCCGAGGCCCAGCAGACCACCCUACAGCCUCUUGUGGGCCGCGUCUUUGUGCACGCCCUGGACCGGGAAACCGUCCUGCGUCGUCCCGAGCAUGUCGAUGUGCCCCCCACCACCCCUAUCACCUACCACGCCCACCUCCAGGGACACCCAGACCUGCCUCGGUGGCUCCGCUACACCCAGCGCAGCCCCCACCAGCCUGGCUUCCUCUACGGCGCCCCCACCCCCGAAGAUCGUGGGCUCCAGGUCAUCGAGGUCACAGCCUACAAUCGGGACAGCUUUGACACCACCCGGCAGACGCUGGUGCUGUUGAUUGGCGACCCAGAAGGCCCCCUGCUUCCAUACCAAGCUGAAUUCCUGGUGUGCAGCCAUGAUGUGGAGGAGGUGCUGCCCUCAACCCCUGCCAGUCGCUUCCUCACAGCCUUGGGGGGGCUCUGGGAGCCGGGAGAGCUCCAGCUACUCAACAUUACCUCCGCCUUGGACCGUGGGGGCCGCGUCCCCCUUCCCAUUGAGGGUCGCAAGGAAGGGGUUUACAUCAAGGUGGGCUCUGCCUCACCCUUCUCCACCUGCCUGAAGAUGGUGGCAUCUCCCGACAGCCAUGCUCGCUGUGCCCAGGGUCAGCCUCCACUUCUGUCCUGCUAUGACACCUUGGCACCUCACUUCCGCGUUGACUGGUGCAAUGUGUCCCUGGUGGAUAAGUCAGUGCCAGAGCCCGCAGAUGAGGUGCCCACCCCAGGCGAUGGGAUCCUGGAGCAUGACCCGUUCUUCCGCCCACCUACUGAGGCCACGGCCCGAGACUUCCUCACCGACGCGCUGGUCACCCUCCUGGUGCCCCUGCUGGUGGCUCUCCUGCUCACUCUGGGGCUGGCCUACGUCAUGUGCUGCCGGCGGGAAGGACGGCUGAAGAGAGACCUGGCCACCUCGGACAUCCAGAUGGUCCACCAUUGCACCAUCCGCGGGAACACAGAGGAGCUGCGGCAGAUGGCAUCCAGCCGGGAGGUGCCCCGGCCGCUGUCCACGCUGCCCAUGUUCAACGUGCGCACAGGCGAGCGGCUGCCUCCACAAGUGGACAGCACCCAGGUGCCCCUCAUCCUGGACCAGCACUGA